Pundamilia nyererei is the source of this 1563-nucleotide messenger RNA. RefSeq names its product SDE2 telomere maintenance homolog (S. pombe). Bases 99 to 1331 code for a protein of 410 amino acids. Gene Ontology annotation, cellular component: nucleus. The record is from RefSeq and is a predicted model, not a curated record. The transcript is spliced from 8 exons. NCBI's taxonomy places the organism in Eukaryota, Metazoa, Chordata, Actinopteri, Cichliformes, Cichlidae.
UUGUACAUCUGUACAGUAACAAUGACGCGCGUUUUAAGUCAGAGAAGAAAAACUCAGCCAGUAAGAAGCGGAAGAGCUGCGCAUGAGCGUUGUGCAACAUGGAGGUGUCGGUGAGCGCUUUGGGCCGCAGAGGUUCUACCUGCGUGUUUCCGGUCGGUUCUGUGGUUAGGCACGUCCUGGACCGGCUCGUGCCGCUUCCGGAGGAUUUCUACGUCACCAGAGAUGGGCGCCGGGCACACCUGGACGAUCCUCUGGAGCAUGGAGCCGUCUAUCAUCUGGAGCUCCGCCUCCUUGGAGGGAAAGGAGGGUUCGGUUCAAUGCUGCGCGCGCUCGGCGCUCAGAUUGAAAAGACGACCAAUCGAGAGGCCUGCAGGGACCUCAGUGGGCGGAGACUCAGAGACGUCAACCACGAGAAAGAGAUGGCAGACUGGCUGAAGAAGCAAGCGGAGCGCGAGGCAGAGAAGGAGCAGCGGCGUCUGGAGCGCUUGCAGAGGAAGCUCAAUGAGCCCAAACACCAGUUCACCGACGCAGAGUACCAGCAGCAGUGCCACGACCUGUCCGAGCGACUCGAGGACUCGGUGCUCAGAGGUCUGCAGGCUUCCUCCAGCAGCCAGGUGAAGGUGGACGACAUGUGCGGCGCCAAGAGGCUGAACUGUGAUCAGAGUGAGCAGCCUGCGAAGAAGAAGACGAAGACAGCAGGAGGAGGGGGGUGCUUCUGGACGGGGCUGGAGGAGAUGGACGAGCUGAUGAGCUCAGAUGAUGACGAGGCCCCGUCCACAUCCAGCGGUGAAACUGCUGCUGCCGUCGUUACCAUGACAACACGAAGAGAGGCAGAGGAGGGUAGCAGUGGAAGCACCAGAACCACACAGAUCCCCAAGGAGACCUCCAGGGACCAGACUGAGACACCGUCAGAGGACCGGGACCCUGAGGAGACCUCCACGGACCAGACUGGGACACCGUCAGAGGACCAGGACCCUGAGGAGACCUCCAGGGACCAGACUGAGACGGUUUCAGAGGACCGGGACCCUGAGGAGACCUCCAGAGACCAGACUGGGACACCGUCAGAGGACCUAUGUUCGAGCAGUCAAAUGUUGCGAUCAUUAACUCUUGUUGUUCUUCAGCAGCUGGAUUUGCUCUCGGCGGCGUCUGUCGAGCAGCUGGAGUCUCUGGGUUUGGACGUCUUGAAAAAAGAACUGAUGUCUCGUGGGUUGAAGUGUGGGGGAACGCUGUCGGAGCGCGCUGCUCGACUCUUCGCCAUCAGAGGACUGAGUGCAGAUGAGAUCGACCCGCUGCUGCUCGCCAAACCGACAAAGCCCAAGAAGAAGAAAUGAGAUGGAACGCUGAAAGCGGAGUGUUCAGCGUUCCGUUGGGUGCGAGAAUAUUAAUCACAAACAACAUUUACUCUUUCCUGAUGAACUUCCUGAUUGGUUCAGACAAUCACACGUAUAUUUUAUUAGAGGUUCUGUCCAGUCAGAAAGCAGGAUGUUCACACACGUCUGUGCUUCAGUUUGAAUUUAACCACUUCCUGUUCAGUUUUCAAUAAACGUCUGAAACUAAACAUCA